AUGUCUUCUUUAAAGACCAUCAUUUCUCUCUUCUUUCUUCUCUCUAUUAUUUACAAUCUCGUUGCCGCAAACGUAAUUCAACCAAAAAUCGAUGAAAUUUCUUUAGAUGCAUUACCUGAAACCGGUGACAUUUGGGAGAUGGAGUUAGAUCCCGCUGCAUCCUCCAAUAUUGAUCCAUCUGCUGAACUUUCUACUGAAGCUGAUGCCGGCUCUUCGGAAUCCUUAACAAACAACCUUCGCAACUCAAUCCAAAUUAUUGGACCAAAAGUUCAAAUGGGAGAAGUUCAAGACCAA
Dentiscutata heterogama is the source of this 294-nucleotide messenger RNA. Lineage: Eukaryota; Fungi; Glomeromycota; Glomeromycetes; Diversisporales; Gigasporaceae. The record is from the annotation of a GenBank genome assembly.